Exophiala bonariae is the source of this 1542-nucleotide messenger RNA. RefSeq lists its product as uncharacterized. Bases 1 to 1542 code for a protein of 513 amino acids. The transcript is spliced from 3 exons. The record is from RefSeq and is a predicted model, not a curated record. NCBI's taxonomy places the organism in Eukaryota, Fungi, Ascomycota, Eurotiomycetes, Chaetothyriales, Herpotrichiellaceae.
AUGCGCGAACCAGAGAACGCACAAUUGUCGCGAAGGCAAGGGCCUCCCGUUGAGGAUGACGAGUCCUCGGUAGGAAUGAAAAUUCUCAGUUCGCAGGAGAGAGAUCUCCUGGUAGUUGCAUCAAAUCUAAGAGAAGAACACGACGCGACUCGACUCAACCGUCGACUAUACUCACGUUACCAUACACAAUACAUCUCGAUUUUGCAUGAGCGAUACCACUCUUUGCCGGAUAGCUUCAAAGAGCAUUUCCGCGCCACCACCGAAACGCUGCCAGAGAAUGGAAUCCCUAGCAAGUAUUUCGGAGCGAUGGCCAUUAUCGCCGAGCAGUUAUCCGACGAAAGGGUGGGACAGCCUUGUACGCUCCGAAGCAUCACCGACCUUCUCAGAGUAAAAGGCUUCUUGAAUGUUCGAGAAGUCGAUGGCCAGGGACGUGGUAGUGGAGAUGAGGUCGCAGGGCAACUUGUGUACAUCUUGAUGGGCUGGGUGACUUUGAUGUUCGCGCCUACCCUCCCAACUGUGGUUCAGGAAGGCCCAUCUCGCGUUCAGCUCGCCAUAGAGGACGACCAGGACGAAAAUGGAGUAUAUCUGGAUUCGGAUACCCUAAUCCGCCACUCUGUGCCCUUCGACGAGGUGUCACGGCUCACGUUACCAACAAUGCUGAAGACGUUUGGCCGAUUGAUACCUUGUUCCGAAGCGCCCACCGAUGAGCGACAAGUUUUUCAGGUCGCGGGAAAUGCUUUUGCUGGUAGGAUUCUGGUCAGUUACAUCAAUUAUAGGUGCCUGCGGAAGUUGUCCGACAUCAACAUUGUCUUCACUUCUGCUUGGAGUCGGCAUCUUGAAUUCGACGAAUUUAGUCGUACCAUCAAGAUAUUCAAGCACCCUUCCGCCUGUAUGGUGUUCUGUUCUGGGUCGGUGAAUCGAACUGCUCAGAAGAGAGGUCUUGCUGCAACCUUAUUCUCCCACUACUUUCGGAGCCAUGACGACGACGAGGGAGAUUACAGCUCCCUACAUGAUGAAUCGAUCGACGGAGUUAGCUUCUUUCGCGAACUUCUCCUGACUUAUCGAGUAAUCUUCGGCCAGGACGGCGCAUCUGCAAAGCUCUUCCGAACAGAGCAUGAAGAUUUGCUCUCGGCAUUUUUAACUCCACACCGGAUCUGGCACUAUCUCCCCUGGUUGAGGCCUCUGGUCCUGGGGCGCAAGCCAAUACGGCGACAAUUAUCUCACUCCGAAGUCGUCGAUCCACUCCUCCUCGAGGUCUGUGGUACUCAGUAUACAAAGGCCGCAAUCUACCGUGAUCUCCGUGCCCCAUCACCGCGAGACCAAUAUCUUGCAGCGAAAGAAUUUCCGUUUUUCGGUGAUCGUUUAUUGAAGAUCCAGAUCUUCAUGCAAGGUGAACAUCCGAGUGACUGGAAGGCACUCAUAAAUGACCGGCGAGAUAUACUUCGUUACUGGACGUUCUGGGCCGUCAUGGUAAUCGGUGCCAUUUCUAUCCUCCAGAGUGCUAUCGCGAAUAUCCUAGGUAUUCUACAGGUUAUCUACUAA